Messenger RNA from Corythoichthys intestinalis (scribbled pipefish), 11497 nucleotides. RefSeq names its product gastrula zinc finger protein XlCGF57.1-like. Bases 8663 to 10606 code for a protein of 647 amino acids. Gene Ontology annotation, cellular component: nucleus. The transcript has 4 exons. The record is from RefSeq and is a predicted model, not a curated record. Gene Ontology annotation, biological process: regulation of transcription by RNA polymerase II. Gene Ontology annotation, molecular function: DNA-binding transcription factor activity, RNA polymerase II-specific; RNA polymerase II cis-regulatory region sequence-specific DNA binding. NCBI's taxonomy places the organism in Eukaryota, Metazoa, Chordata, Actinopteri, Syngnathiformes, Syngnathidae.
UGAAGGGUGAAGAUGGAGGUCCGAGUGACGCCAGUAGAGGGGCGAAGUCUCCGAGUGGCGGCAGCAGCAGUUCAACAGAAGGAUCCCAAAUAGACAACCUCAUCACUCAACCAUCAGAAAGCGACAACGCCACAUCACAUUCGCUGUUCUAAUAGUCAGGAUCCACUGUCAACAGAUUACGUGCCAUCGGUGUUUGCCCACACAAAGACCCCUGCUAAAAGGCGUGCCCUGGAUAUGCACCAGGAUUAUGGCAGGAGGCAAGAAAUGAAAAGAAAAAUACAGCUUCAGCAGGUUUCUUUAUUUGUAGAUUUACAAUCAAAAAAUGUUUAAAUGAAAAUACGUCAUAACAGUGUAUUUGUAAGUACAGUAAACUAGUAAAUUACAGCAUAUCGAAAUUGUUCCAUUAUUUUGUGACUGUUUCUUCACUCCGCCGAUUCAGUGGGCUGUGUGGUAUCUGACAGUAAUUUUUCUGGGCAUGUGUACUUCUUUGCCAGCAGCUCUGGUAAAAUAACUGAUUGAUUGAAAAUUGUAACUUUUUGCACAGCUUAUGUAAAUAAGUCAGCGUCUGGAAAUAUUCUCUGUAUGAAAUACAUAAUCUUAUUCAGACCACACCAUGAAGUGGCUGUGUUACAAACAGCUGUGCUUGCGACUGGUAGCAGUACGCAUGAUCUUUAGAGCUUCAGAAGAGGGACUUGCUGUGAUGUACCUGAAAUAAUAAAUACAGUGUACAUACCUUUGCAUGGUAACGAUUUUAUGUAUAUGUUAGACAUGCCUCUGUGUGCUUGAACAAGUCUAACCUUGACCAUUAUGGGAUAUCUUGUCCCACCAGCGUGGCAGUAGCAACUUGUUCUGGUGACCCAGCCCACAAUAAAAACCUGGAACGCAUCCAGACUUGUAUAUGCUUUUAAAUCGGCUCCAGUGUACGGUGAGACACUAGCCACGUUUACAUGCUGACUUUUAUUCAUACCGAUUCAAAUCAUUCCGAAUGGAAAUUUCAGAUCAGCUGUUUACAUGUCACUUCAUCUAUUCCGAUCCAGCGUUUACAUGUGACUGCCUUUAUUCCGAAAGGACGUUUGACAACUGCCGUCUGACAUGCGCAGAUUAAUCAAAACAAAGCGUUGCAAAACAUGGAGAUCGAUCGUCGGAGUGCUGCUGUUUUAACUUUAACCCACUUGUUGUGUUUGUGGGGUCGUAUCCGCUUCUGCUGUUUUGCUCUUUUGCCUUGUAGUAGCCGGUUUUCCACCGGUUUAUAAUCUGGUCAACGCUCCGGUCUAUUCCGGCUUCGUGUAACCUCUCGUGAACUUUUUUAAAUAGUUCACUGUUCCUCGUUUUACGCCCGUCUAAGCGAGCAAUUAUAUUCAAUUCUUUUAAAGUUUGAAUUAAAUACAAUCUUUCCGCCGGACUCCAAUUAGGUGCGCUGUGCUUGGAAGCCAUGUUGCAAGUGACGUUACUUACGUCACAUAGUGACGUCACCACGUCAGUACGGAGCAUGUGCAGAAAGAACGCAACCAGACACCAUUCCGCUUCCCUGUUUACAUGAUAUAAUUUUACUUCUAAUCGGUUUGGGAAAAGGAAUAUUCCACCCCUGUGAAUCGGAAUGAAAUUCCAUUCGGUUUGGGCCUGUUCAUUCCGAAUGAGGUGUUUAUAUGGAAAACAUUUAUUCGGUUUGAACAAAUAUUCCGAUUGUAAUUGGAAUAUUUGGCUCCAUGUAAACGUGGCAACUGUUUAGCACAUAGUGAUAUAAAUCGUGUGGCGUAAACUCUGUCAAAGUUUGUGGAUUUUAUCAAAUCAGUGAAGACUGCAGAAGCGAGAAGGUAAGGGUCGUUUCUAAACUUGCUAGUUGUAAUUUCUGCAUAUAUCGCGAUCUAUCUGCGCUGACUAAAUGUAGAUGUCCUCGGUAAUUCCAGCGUAUCUUAGAGUUGCUGCAGUUAAAAGGCUCGUAGUUGGGUCUCGGGAUCAAGCUGACAGUCCACCUCCAGCCCCAGCCUCUUGGCCACCCCCAGGUUGAAUGACGUAGUCUCUAUAGACCCUACCCACGUGACGUCACAACUCCGCUCUCCUGAAUGGUACCGUCUAACUGUCCGUCAAAACAUAGUGUUAACCUGUUACGGCUACGUACAUUCCUCCUAUUUACGGCGUGUUUUUCUGCUCCUUAACAUUAAUAAUCAAAAUGGUGAAGGCGUGUGUGGGUGUUGGUUGCACUAACAGAGAAGAUGGAAGGAGAGACUUGAAGUUUUACCGUAUUCCGAGGGAUCCAAAGAGGAGAGCGAAAUGGACGGCUGCAAUUCGACGUGAAAACUGGGCACCAAAAAAUCACCACAGACUAUGUAGUAGUCAUUUUAUAUCCGGUAAGAUGCAUUUAAGAUAUACUUAGACGGUUUUGGGCUGACAAAUAACCACAAUUAAGAUCAUUGCUAGGCUAAUCGCCGACAACAUACACGUAUGUAUGUAGUGAGAGUGCUAUCGCUAAACCAUAUAAACAUUAAAAGCCUUAACUCCAUUGACAAACGACAUGAAAUACAUUAGACUUGACAGUGGAUGUUAGCAAGAACAAAAGAUUUUGAAUUGAAAAUUUCGUAACUCACCUUUCCAAGCACAAGAUAGAUUCCUGCCGAAUUUUCGUGGACGAGGACCUGUUUCACCCAACCAGCAACGAAGUAUUUAUAAGCCUCCAAGCUCUUAAAGUUUUUCAAAUUUUCGGGAGAAUAGGCUGAUUUUGUGUGGACAAGAUAAUUGUAAAUAUCAGCGUAGCAGAUGUCAGGCAGACAGGGCGAAGACAGUGGGUCGAAAAACAUCGAUUUGGGCAUCAAAUAUGGAUCUGGCGACUGUAUAGAACGAAGCUUUUCCACAUAACGCCUUUUAUGCAACACAUCCAGUGAGUUUACGGCAUCAGAAAGCACCGGGUCUUCCAUGAAAUGCAUUUUAAAUUCUUCGAUCAAUUGAAACCAAUGCUAAUACAGAGACAAAAUGACGGACAAGUGGGCGGAACCAUACAGCGAGCACGUGGUUUUGUGACGUCGGUGGGUAGGGUCUAUAUAUGCCCAUCAACUCACCGGAACACUUCCUGUGAUGCACAUCAACUUAUCUUCCCUUGUCUAACAGCAUUUUCAACGUGUAAAGAAACGAACAAAAAACUUUUUAUGUUUUAUUUAUUUAUUUAUGCGUUGACAUAAUUGUGCUAUUUACACAUACUGAUUAGCAACAGGCUAGCAGCAGAUUCAGUAGAUGUAGUAAAUGAUAACCAUAAAUCAUAAAUGAUCAUCAUAAUUACAAUCAUCAUCAUAAUAACAAUAUCAGAGGCAGCAAGUCGUUUUAUGCGCAAGAUUUUAGAUUUAGGAAGAACAUACCUUCCAUAACACAGCGUCAACAUAGCUACCGGUCGUCAGCCGUAUGGCCUUCUCGGGGGACAGGGAGUAUUUUCAGUUCACCCACAAAAUGCAAGCCACCUCCUUAUUAAAAUUUGUGCCAUGAUUCCAGUAUUUGACUUAAUAUAAAAUACGUAGCUUACUCACCUCACAAUGGUCCCAGAGUUGUCGGAUUUGUUUUGACCAUUAUCCGCGGAGAACGGGAACUUUUUGAAACCCAAAAAGGCUCACAUGCCUCUCCCAGGUGCAGCAGCAAAAGCCUGCAGCAUACUGGGCUGGCGUAAUGUGAAAAAUAAACGAAAUAAUCCGCAAAAUCAGCUGAAUCCGCCGUCAUUCUGCAUACUUUAGUAUUGACUGUAUACCGUAAAUUCUGGAUUACAAGCCGCUACUUUUUUCCCUCAUUUUGAAUCCUGCGGCGUAUGCAAUGAUGCGGCCAAUUUAUCAAUUUUUCUAACGACCGCCAAGAGCGCUCGAGCAUAAAAUGCAAGCAUAAGACACGUGGAAUAUGUGUGUCGAGGAAGAUGCUAGUUGGCACUCUUACCCGUAUUUUAAAUUUGUGCUUUGUGCACGAAUAAAAGUAGCAGACCCUCAUCUUUGUGCAUUAGUAGAAUUAGCAUAGCCUGGUACUCCAGACUCACCGCUGUUCCAGCUAUUGAGUCUGGCCACCAUUAAGCGGAUAAAAUUUUCAGGGCGGAGCAAGCCAAAGCAAACAGACAGUAGAGUGGACCAAUCAGCGACGGGCGGGACGAGGGACUUGCGCGCGGAAGUAAACAUACGAGGAGAGCGGCGUUUAUUCAACAUGGCUAGCGCGAGACAGACUGUUGUCACUGACUUGUGUCGAUGUGUUUUUGGUAAUUUAAAACUGAUUUUACCGUGGAUUGAAACAUAUUUUCGGCUCUCCUGUUCGCCAUCUGUGUUGUGGAGACGACUUCCGACGCGAAAGAGUGACACCGCUCGUUAAGAGCACGUCACGCAAAUAAACGAAUCUGAUUUAUCGAUUGAUUUUGUACUUGCUCGAGAGGGCGUUAAUGGGCUGGGUCUCAGACUAUUCUCUCAUUGUUUGAAAAACACACGGAGAACAGUCUGGCCGUGCCAGGCAAGAAUUAGCAUACCCGCAUCAUGCUCGAAGAAAUGGAUAUGACGUGCCGAGUUGAAUUGAAGGCUUGGAUGGCCAGCGGCGUCAGAUCCAGAGGUUGCGCUAGACUUUUUCGUUGUCUGUCAUUUUGACUGACAGUGUCAUAAAAAUCCGGUCAUAAUCUAUUUUUACCAGUCACUUACAUUUUUAAAAUGAUAAUAAUGACAUAUUCUAUAGUAUUUAGUUUUCAUUCAUUUUUAAUUAAUAUUCUGUCCGAAUAAGCUUAAUGUAGUGGAGAAAACUGGAUUCUCGCUGAUUCAGGUUGAUUUUAGCUGUGUUCACGUCAGUGUGUUGGCCAAACACCACUUAAGGCUCACUCAAAGUAGAGGCAAUCACGGCACUUGGACAGGUGGCUGGAUUUCUCCUUUUUCUUUAAUGCAAAUCCUCUUAAAUCAACUUUAUACAGUCCAUUCAUCCCAACUGUCCAUGUAGAUGUGGAAAUGGUUAUAUUCUUGAGUAGGUGUUUGUGGGUAUAUAUGUGUGUAUCUGUGUGUGUGGUUUAUCUGUACAAAAGACAUAAAAAGAAGCAAUAAAUAAAUAUACAUUGCUUAAAUUCAACUUAAUUACAUUUAAACAUGUAGAUGGAAUAUUCGAAGUUAAGCUUUAACUAUUUUCUACGCUCCAGCUAAGCACUUCCGGUUUCGGGCACUUAUUGUGAAGGCGGAUUCACUCUACUUCCGGUGCGCUAUGCCGCAACUUGUCGCUAUUUUAGAAUCGCAGCAUAGCAACACGCUAACGGACUACCACGCAAAACAAUCGGACGAACUAUCAUAACAACAGUAAAAGAUAAUAAUCAUAACAAAUUGUCUACGUAAAUAUGAAUGCUGCUUGUGAUACUCACUUUGCAUUUACGCACAGCAAUGAACAAACACACAAUUAGACGCACGCUCAUGUCGUGCAUCCACCCGUGACUUUCUUACUAUUGACAGCCGCAUUCUGGUACGGUGCAUGCGCAAUCUUUCACUACUAACUGUUCACCUAUUUACGUCAGCCAAAUGUGGGAAUCAAAUGAUGCUGAAAGCAUUGAACGAGCAACUGUGAACAUCUUAAGCAAACAAUCACAUAACUUUGUAGCCUUUUCUACACUUAACAAGAGGCAAACAGACAGCGGAGUUCACCAAUCAGCGACGGGCAGACGUGCCGCUAGCAAAGCGACAAGGGCAGGACGAGGGACUUGCGCGCGGAAGUAAACAUACGAGGAGAACGGAGUUUAUUCAACAUGGCUAGCGAGAGACAGACUUGUCAAUGACUCGUUGUGUUUUAGCUUAUUUAAAACUGAAUUUACCGCGGAUUGGAACAUAUUCUCGGCCCUCCCGUUCGCCAUCCGUGUUGUUCUAGAGACGACUUUCGGCGCCCAAGAGUGACGUUGCUCGUGAAGAACACCUCACGCAAAUAAACAAAUCUGAUUUGUCGAUUGAUUUUGUACCUUCUCGAGAGGCUGUGUCCCAGACUUCUCUCUCAGUGUUUGAAAAAUACAGGGAGAACAGUCUGGCCGUGCAAGGCAAACACUCAGUUGCCUUAACAUUUUUCCGAGUAAGGCCAACGACGUCAUGCAUCAAGAGAGACAAUAGCUAAUUAAUAUGCUCACUUGCCACCCUGUAGGUGUGAAUUGCAACCUGUCAAAAUGACGGAUGGACUUCAGUUUUUUCCGUCACCGUUUUAAAAAACCGGUCAACGACGGAAAAUAUUCGGUUAACGCGACCCCUGGUCAGAUCGUUUACAAAAGUGGUCGUAUGCGAAGAGCAACUUUUGCAAAAGUCUGACAGCGUGGAGCAGCGUGAAAAAAAUCCACCAUCACCAACGGGUUUCGAAAAGCCGGUCUGCUGCGUGAAGAGGACGACACGCUAAGGAGUGAGCUUGAGGAGUCAGCUAAGUGCCGUGUUGCUGGCGCUGUUUGGAAAGAAAAGUUAAGGUAUUGUAACGAUGACAAAUAGUAACCCGUUAAGUUAGGUUGCAAUUCUUUAUUUUGGAAACUCGUCGAACAACACACGACUGCUGCCUCUAGCAGCCGACGCACACACACAGACAAACCCGCAACAACAACGACAGCACGUCUCUUGCUCUUCCGCACCUCCCUUACCUGUAGGUCACGCGCUGUAUCAUAACCCGAUUCGUUAAAAUAUGGUAUUUAAACUUGGUAAACUGUGUAUUUCUUUAUAAAUAUUUCAGUUUAAUAUGUGGGCACACGCGGCUUAUAGGCAGGAGAGGUUUAUGUAUGUACAAAAUGCUUUUUCUUUUAAAAAUGUACUGGGUGAGGCUUGUAAUCCGGGGCGCUCAAUGGUCCAGAAAUUAAGGUACUGAAGAUGUUUAUCCAGCUGACGUCACAUUCGCAUUCUUCGUCAAUCCAGGAAGUCACUCAUUUUCAUGUCCCAGGAUUCAAAAUUGGAAUAAAUAUAUCGAUUCUUUCCACACACAUCCAAGCGGUACAUUUCAUUCAGAAGCAUAAAAUACUGUGUGACAUAUGAAAUACAGAAGGCUUUUUGCUGUCUUAGGCACUUUAAGGUAAUGGUCUCAACAUUCUUGCAGUAAAAAUAUUUUAUUUUUUCCAUUCUUUUUAAAUAUUAGUACUGGUUAUUACAUGUUAUUUCCCUUAAGAACAUUAUGAAAUAACAUUAAAACCAUGGUGUAAUGCACAAUAUUAUAUGUUUAAAAUGUGAGUGCAUGGGAAAGAAUGUUUGUGUGAGCCUUUUAUGAGGGAGAUGAAUGACUUUAGGACAUGUCCACACCAAGCAGGUUUUUUUUUUUUUAAACCGAGGAUCCUGCCCUAAUACAUUGGGAAAAAAUAAUUGCGUCCACACCAGCACGUUUGUAAGAGAAAAAAAAAAAAAAAAAAAAAACUUUACGUCAUUGGCUGCAACAAAUUUUGUCCUCACGUCACACAUGAGACCAAUUUUUACAUUUGGAGUAUAUUAAAUAGGCGCUUUUUUGCUUCCAUUUGUUUUUUUGUUUUUUUUACAAACUCUUGCUGUGCUUCUUAUUGAAAAAUGGGUAUUUUGGACAAUUAUUUAAUUGUUUUGAAUGUACUUAAAAAUGAAUGAAAGCGGUUGGCUGUGAAAGUUUUUUUUCUUUUCUACACAAACGUGCAGGUGUGGACGCAAUUAUUUUUCCCCGACGUAUUAGGGCAGAAUCCUCGUUUUUUUUAAAAAAAACCUGCUACGUGUGGACAUGGCCUUUCCCCGUCGUUCUUAAAUGUGCGUGUGCGUGUGGAUGAUAGGCAAACUGUAGAAAAAUGUCUUCUUUUUGCCAAAUAUCCUGCUACAUGUGGACAUGGCCUAAGUGAUAAAAACAGAACAUAUGUACUUAUCUUAGGUGAUUAUUGCUUUCUUUUUGUUCCUGAAUUGUGUGUUAUCAUCUCGUGUUCGUUAUAAGAAUGAAAGAACUUGUAAAAAGAGAAAUAUGACCCCCCCCCCCUUUAACUUCUUGAGCGUCCCAUAAAUUUUGGCAAGCGAUCUGCACACUAAUUUUGGAAAAUAUUAUAUCUGCCUUGCCUUUGAUCUCCAUUUGGGAAGUUUUUUUCUUUCAGUUUUUUUUUGGCUUUGUAUCAUUUGGUAGAGCAUAUAAGGAAGAAUCUUAUUUUAUUCAUUUGAUCUUAUUUUUGGCAGAAAAAAAUGCAUUCAUUAAUGUAAUCAAAUCAAAUCAAAACCUAAUUAUCUAUAAAUCAAAUAUAUAUCUCAGUCAAAAAAUGCAAAGGCUCUAAAUUUUUUUAAUUUGUGUUCCAAAUUUAAUAUUUUUGUUUCAUUUUUUUUUUUUUAACUCUGGCAUAUUUUACUUUGUAUUAUAAUUAUUUUAUGUAAAAAAAACAAAAAUUUCCCCCUAAUGUCUUUCUUGUACGUAUAUGUGAAUUGUUCAAUUGAAAACAAAACAAAAAUAUUGCUUCGGAUAUGACGUCAUCAAUACUUGCCGUCGCGUCUGAUUGCUUCGGAACGGGUUUGGAAGAUAAUCAACUUUUCAUCUGUCCUUGGCCCUAUGAAGUAAUAUAAUCCACUGAAAGGUGGCAGAAAUUUUCGGACACGCCAAGAAUUCGUUCAAUCUCGCUUCUGCUUGCAGUCGUUUGGGUGCACGUUGAAAUUUGAGAGGCCUGCUUAGGUUAGCUUUAGCCGCUAACAAAGAGAACAUACAACGCGCUUGGGAUCAACACAUCGCUGAGUAAGCAAGUCCCAAAAUGUCAGAUGUCAGUCAAGUGCAUCGUCCUGAACUCCAGGAAUCUGCUCGCAUAGGAGAAGAGGACAAGAAAGAGUCUCCAUACAUCAAGGUGGAGGAAGAAUUUGUCCACAUUAAAGAGGAGCAGGAAGAGUAUUUCAUUAGAGUUGAAAACCCCCUUAUUGAAGAGAAGCAGGAAUCUCAACCUCUCAAAAAGGAGGAGGAGAACCCUUCAUAUGUUAAAGAGGAGGUGGUGGACGUCCCCAAGUGGACGGGUGAGCCCUUGAAGGGUGAAGAUGGAGGUUCGAGUGAGGCCAGAAGAGGGGCGGAGCCUCCGAGUGGCAGCGGCAGUUCAACAGAAGGAUCCCAAGCAGACAACCUCAUUGCUCAACCACACUCGCUGUUCUGUUUCAGAAGAUAUCUUGUUGCUGAGUGGCAGGAGCCACAAUUUACUGGCAUUAGAGAGGAUGUUGAGCUCCCCCAAAUCAAAGAGGAGGAGCCAGAGCCCUGUCAACAGAAGCAAUUUCCAAUCAAAAAGGAGGCGGAAGAGCUGCCAUAUGUUAAAGAAGAGGAAGGUAUUAUCACCAGGUCGACUGGUGAGCCCUUGAUGAGUGAAGAUGGUCCGAGUGAGGCCAGCGGUGGGGCGAAACCUCCAAGUGGCGGCAGCAGCAGCAGCACAACAGAAGGAUUGCAAGGAGACAUUUUCAUUGCUCCAUCAGAUAGAAAUGGCGCCACGUCACUCUAUCCUUACAAUGAUGAUGGUCAUAAGAUAGCUCAGAGUGAAGACAAAUGCCCUCAGUGUGGGAAAACCUUUGCCAAUAGGUAUUCUUGUCGUAGGCAUAUGAGGAGCCACACUGGCGAAAAACCUUUUGUCUGCUCAAUUUGCGGUCAAAGAUUCAGUCACAAGAGCACCUUAAACAUACACACACGAAACCACACUGGGGAAAAACCUUUUUCCUGCUCAGUUUGUGAUAAAAGAUUCACUCUGAAGGAAGGCUUAACACAACACACAAGAACCCACACUGGUGAAAAACCUUUUGUCUGCUCAUUUUGUGGCCAAAGAUUCGGUUACAAGAGCGCCUUAAAAAGACACACACAAAUCCACAGUGGUGACAAACCUUUUUCCUGCUCAGUUUGCGGUCAAAGGUUCUCUCAAUCACAACGCUUAAAAACACACGCAACAACCCACACUGGUGAAAAACCUUUUGUCUGCUCAGUUUGCGGUCAAAGAUUCGCUCUGAAGGAACACUUAACACAACACACAAGAACCCACACUGGAGAAAAGCCUUUUACCUGUUCAGUUUGUGGUCAAAGAUUCAGUCUCAAGAGCACCUUAAAAAUACACACAAGAACCCACACUGGAGAAAAACCUUUUUCUUGCUCAGUUUGUUGCCAAAGAUUCACUCGCAAGAUCCAAUUAAAAACACACACAAGAACCCACACUGGUGAAAAACCUUUUGUCUGCUUAGUUUGUGGUCAAGGAUUCAGUCUCAAGGGCACCUUAAAAAUUCACACAAGAACUCACACUGGCGAAAAACCUUUUUGCUGCUCAGUUUGUGGUCAAAGAUUUACUCUGAAGGAACACUUAACACAACACACAAGAACCCACACUGGAGAAAAACCUUUUUCCUGCUCAGUAUGUGCCCAACGAUUCUCUAAAAAGGCUAACUUAAAAAUGCACACCAUAACCCACACUGGAGACAAACCUUUUUCCUGCUCAGUUUGUGGUCAAGGAUUCACUCGAAAGCAAACAUUAAAAAGACACAAAAGAACUCACACGGGAGUUAAACCUUUUUCCUGCUCAGUUUGUGGUAAAAAAAUCUCUUUAAAAAGCAACUUAAAAACACACAUAAGAACUCACACUGGAGAAAAAUCUUUUUCCUGCUCAGUUUGUGGUCAAGGAUUCACUCGGAAGGCUCAGAUUAAGAUACACGUGUGUCUUGGUGUGAGAAGCAGUGGCCAAUAACAGGACGAUGGAAUUCUGUAGAGCUUCCUCAAAUCCUGAUAAAGAUAUGCACUUUGGGUGCCUUACAUGUGCUUUGUCCAAUCCUUGCAAGAUGUUCAUCCACACCAUUGCCAAAAGUAUUCCUUCACCUGAUUUAACUCAAGUUGUCAUUAUUUAUUCAGUACUCUCUCUUACUAACACUGAAUUGUGGAACUAAAAGACUGCUUCCGAAUGGCCAGACUAACUCCAAAAAUCCUUACUUUUACAAAAAAAAAGUAAAAGUCCUCUAAAAAUAAUCCACUUUCUCCCUCGUGUUACAACUCCCAUCAGUGAGUGUUCGUGUUGACACAACUUGAUGCAUAAUGUGAAUGUGAAUAAUUUUCUUUUUGACAUUAUUUUUUCUCGAUUUUUAUUAGUUGUGUUUAGCCUGUCAAUUUGAGUACCACUUCCAUUUUGUUGUACAUUAUAUGCAAUGACGAAGGCAUUCAAUGUAAGUGUUCAAAUAAUAAUUAGGCAUUAAUGUUGCAAGGGAAAAAGUCAAUGUGAUGAGAGUUUGUGGAUAGAAGAAACACAAAAACAAAUCUGCACAUGAUUAAAAAUACAGUCUUUUGGGAUGCUGAAAGCAGAGAUUUUGUUGUGUACAAUUUUCACCACUAGAUGACACUUACCAUUCAAAACUAUUGGGCCAGCAUUCCACCAAAAUACAUCCAGCAGAUCAGAAGAUGAAUACAUUUUAAGGUAUUUAUUUCAAUACUUAGAUGUACUUUGCAAAUUCUGUUCUGAUAUUAUGGAAUAUACACUUGUUAUUAACCAUUACAAUUAUAUAUAUAUAGUUAACAGUUUGUGCAGUAGAUUCUCAGAAAACUAACAAGACCCAGCAUUCAUGACAUACACGCUCUUAAGGUUGUGCAA